GGGAUCGUGGCGUGUAGUAUGCACAAUAGCGUCCGGUUCGGGUUGAUGUGGGCGGCGGCGGUGAGGGUGAGGGAUGGGUUGAGGAAUCGGGUUUGGUUUGAGCCGAGGGGGAGGAGGGGAGGUGAGGGUAGGAGAGGUGAGUUGUUUUGUUUCCUUUCGUGGAGAUUGUAUUUGCUGGGAUUUUGUUUGACUUUUCUGAGUAGGAUGGUUUCGACAGGCGUUUGGGGGGAGAUGAUGCAGACGUGUGUUUCCGUGGGAAUAGUUUGCUUCUUGCUGCGUUUGGAGUGAGAGAAGGUAGGGGCUGGUCACUCGCAGGGUAUCAACAAUGCAAAAUGGAGGAAGCAGCUGACUGGUGGGAUCUCGAGGGAAAGAAAAUAGAUUUCAGUUAUUCGAGACUCGUGAAAGUAGAUUGCGAUGCUCAUCGCAACGGCCAUGUUCUUGGUCUAGGCAUGUACAGUCUAUAAAGAAAGGGUGGGAUUUUAAUACAAGACAAGCUUUUUGAGAACUUAUGCUUAUUUGCAUAGAUAUCUACAACCGUCUUCUUACCGAUGAGAAAUCUCACUCGUGAGACU
Molecule: messenger RNA, 572 nt
Organism: Colletotrichum phormii
Lineage: Eukaryota; Fungi; Ascomycota; Sordariomycetes; Glomerellales; Glomerellaceae
Exons: 1
Coding region: 19-288 (89 amino acids)
Source: RefSeq, a predicted model, not a curated record